AUUUUACAGUGGAGUUUCAAAAUUUUAAAAUAAAAAACAACAGACAGUAUUUUGUCAUGUUCCAUUCAGCUGGUUCUCUCAUCACUCUCUCUCUCUCUAUCAAAUGAUGCCCUACAAUCUGUACCCUACAACUAAGCAAAGGCUUCCAUUCAUUUGUCAGUUUUCUUUUCUGUUCAAAGCCUUAUUGACUGAAUGAGUGAUGACCUAGCUAGCGAGCUUAGGAUCCCCCAACAAAACUCGUUCCCGUCUAUCAUUCACGCACUCCACUUUCAAUGUCCACAUUUCAUAGUUGACUGCAUUCGUUGAAACUAGAAAGCCAAGAAGAAAAACCACAAUGGCCAUAGAGAACCCCACCCAUACCCCAAUGCACCACAAGUAGCUUCAAGAAUCAAGAUACAGCACCCGAAACCGGAUCACAUCUCUAUCACCAUUCUCCUCUCAUAAUUUUAUUUCCAAAUCUAUGAAGCUCUCUUCAAAAUCCAUUCUCAGCCCAAGCCAUAGCAAAGACGCACCUCACUUAACGAGAAAGCUAGCAAGCAGUGGCAGCACCAAAGGUGGUGGCGGCGGCAGCCAGGCCUCACCGAACCCAGCGAUGUUCCGAUCCGGUGGUAGAAAGCGAGGACCGGGAUACGUAAACCCAGAGCCUUCAUCCCCGAAGGUCACAUGCAUUGGACAAGUGAGAGUGUUGAAACAGGGGAAGAAGAUGAGAGGGAGAUCUAAGAGAAGAGGAGGCGGAGGAGGAGAAGCGAGCUUCAGGAGCAGAGGCGAACAAAGCUUUCACGGUGGAGAUCUCAACCGACAGAAGUCGCAAAGAAGCCAGAGCUUACAGCAGGAGUGUUUGUCUCAACGGAACCAACGAUGGGUUCACGUUCCUUCAGCAAUAUGCGAAGCUCUGAGAGCGUUUGGUUCUGAAUUCAGCUGCUUCUUCAGUUGCAGGUCUUCUUGCGGGAGGGAAAAACAUUCGGCCAAGGCAGAAGAAGAAGGGGCAGCAGUUGGAAGUUGGGUGGUGACUCUUCAAGAAGGGAGUGAUCCCCAUAAGGGAAGGGAGAUUGAACUUAUAAUGGGAGGUAGUGAAGAAGAUGAAACCCAAGGAGACAACAAUAACAGCCCUGAGAGAAGCAACAGAAGGAGGAGGCACGUGUUUGAAGACAUUGACAUCGAUAUAGACAAUCUCAAGAGUGAGGAGGAAGAGAAAGCUAGAGUUAGCAUAUGCAUCCCUCCAAAGAAUGCUCUGUUGUUGAUGAGGUGCAGAUCUGACCCUGUCAAAAUGGCUGCCCUCGCUAACAGGUUUUGGGAGCCAAGUGUUCAGGCAACACAAGAAGAAAGAGAAGCUGAAGAGGCCCAAAUGCAAAUGGAAGAGGACUCUAACAAGGAAGUGGAAAAGAAUUACAAUGUUGCGAUUCAUGAUGAGAGUGGAAAAAGUACACUUGCUUUUGUUAGUAAAGAAGAAACAGAGGCAGCAAAUAAUGAAGGCAAUCAAGUGGUCAUCGAAGAAGCGAAAGGAGAUGUUGAAAAAGAAGAGGAAGCUAUUGGAGAAGUGACUAGUUAUGGUGAGGAAAACGACGUCGCACAGAGAUCUGAGCUUUCUUCAACUACUGCACACUCUGCACUUUCAGGAAUUGAUGAUGCCAAAGGGUCAACAGUGAAAAUGACUUCAGAGGAGAAACCCGUGGAAGAAGAAAAUAGGUCAAAGGAGAGAGAAAGUGGAGCAUUACCAGAAUGCUUGCUUUUGAUGAUGUGCGAACCCAAGCUGUCAAUGGAGGUUUCCAGGGAGACGUGGAUCUGCACCGCCGACUUCGUACGGUGGCUGCCGCCGAGGCCAGCGGCGAAAUCCAGUGGAGGAGAUCGUCAACACAAGAAGCGGAUGGCCGCCGUGGACAACAAGCCGCCGCCUCCGCCGACGGCGGCUGUUCAGCCGCAGCAGGUGCAACCGGGGAGGUCAUCGUUCUCAUUUCCGGCCGCAGCCGUGGCGUCGGCGGUAGGGACAAAUGCAGGAGAGGGUUCGGCUCUAAAGCGGUGCAAGUCGGAGCCGAGAAGGUCAGCGGCUAAGCUAGCUCCGGAAGCGUGUUCGUGGAACAAUAGGAAGCUGACGGAGCCACAUCCUCCAGCACCGGUUGGAGUUGGCGGCGCAGCGGGGGUUGGAUUUUGAUCUCAAUUUUUCUUUUCCUUUGCUUUCUUUUCUUUUUUUUUUUUCCAAUCUCUCUACGUCAACAAAAUAAUGUAACUGUUAUGAUCUGUAAAUUAUUGCAAAACUUUCUCUCUUCUCCUUUCUCUGCCAUUUUUGUCAAUCUGUGAUUUUUGUAAUUUUUUUCCACCUCCUUCCUAAGAAUAUUGCUUUUCAAAUCAUUCGCCAAAAAUCAUGGAGGUAGAACCACGACACCAAAUUCUGUCUCUCUUUUGCUAAUUUAUUGAAUAUUGUAGUUUUUUUUUA
Arachis duranensis is the source of this 2431-nucleotide messenger RNA. RefSeq lists its product as uncharacterized. The coding region runs from base 461 to 2149 and encodes 562 amino acids. Lineage: Eukaryota; Viridiplantae; Streptophyta; Magnoliopsida; Fabales; Fabaceae. The transcript has a single exon. The record is from RefSeq and is a predicted model, not a curated record.